Molecule: messenger RNA, 2837 nt
Organism: Hyla sarda
Lineage: Eukaryota; Metazoa; Chordata; Amphibia; Anura; Hylidae
Product: eosinophil peroxidase-like
Exons: 13
Coding region: 38-2182 (714 amino acids)
Biological process (GO): response to oxidative stress
Molecular function (GO): heme binding; peroxidase activity
Source: RefSeq, a predicted model, not a curated record
CCUUUUUCUUUUUGUCUUUUUUAUUUUAUUUAACAGCAUGGCUCCUCUGCAUACUGCUGGGUGGAUGCUCCUGGCCUGGGGAUUGAUACACACGUGUUCAUCCUCUUACUAUGAUGGGGUUGAGGAAGUGAACAAUGACUUCAUUGAAAUUUGUGCAAAGGAAGCCAAACACCUGGUAGAUACGGCCUAUAAAAACACCCGCCAAAUUUUGAAAGAACGCUUAAUGAGUAAAUCGCUUGAUGCCCGCGAUCUCAUGGCUUACUUCAAGCAGCCUGUUGCAGGAAGCAGGAACGCCAUCAGAGCUGCUGAUUACAUGGGCACUACCCUCCAGCUCUUGGCGGGAAAAGUGAAAUAUUUUAAUGACCGUCCUUUCAAUAUAUCAGAUCUAUUAACAAAGAACCAGUUGGAUAAUAUUUUUAAGAUCUCAGGCUGCGCAUCUCAACACCUUCCAAAAGUUUGUCAGGACAGUCCCUACCGCACCAUUACUGGAGAGUGCAAUAACAGGAGAAAUCCCAAUCUUGGCGCUUCCAACACAGGGUUUACACGUUUGCUGCCUGCUCAGUAUGAGGAUGGUGUGUACCUCCCUCGAGGCUGGACUGAAAAUCGUAGAAUUAAUGGGUUCCGUCUGCCUUUGGCACGUCAAGUAUCCAAUGAAAUUGUCAGAUUCCCUACUGAAAAUAUCACCCUAGACAAUGGUCGAGCACUUAUGUUUAUGCAGUGGGGACAAUGGACAGACCAUGACCUUGAUCUCUCCCCUGAGACUCCUGCAAGGUCAACUUUUCUUGAAGGUGUGGACUGUGAUCACAGCUGUGAAAGAGAGCCCCCCUGCUUUCCACUUAAGAUUCCACCAAAUGAUCCUCGGUUUACAAAUCGCAGUGACUGUAUCCCAUUGUUCCGCUCCUCUCCUGUAUGUACUCCAGGCUCUCCAAUCCGUGAACAGAUAAACAUACUUACCUCUUUUCUUGAUGGGAGCCAAGUGUAUGGCAGUGAUCUGGCGCUGUCUUUCCGACUACGUAAUAAUACGAAUCAGUUUGGACUCUUGGCUAUUAACCAAAACAUCUCGGACAAUGGACUGGCUUAUCUUCCAUUUGAAAAUUCAGCACAAGAUUUCUGUAUGCUGACUAAUAUAUCAGCUGGAAUCCCCUGUUUCUUGGGAGGAGACCCCCGUGUCAGUGAGCAACCUGGCCUGACUACCUUUCACACAGUUUUUGUACGUGCACACAACACUAUAGCAACAGAACUACGGAGGUUGAACAGACAAUGGUCUGGUGAGACCUUGUAUCAAGAAGCUAGGAAGAUCGUGAUAGGAAUCUUACAGAAAAUAACAUACAAAGAUUGGCUGCCGUUACUAUUGGGAUCAGAGACACCCAAUGUUCUCCCAAGAUAUAGAGGUUACAAUGAGUCUGUAGAUCCAAGAGUGGCCAAUGUAUUCACUGUUGUUUUCCGCAUGGGCCAUACUCUCAUACAGCCACUCGUAUAUCGCCUUGAUGAUGGCUAUCGUCCCUAUGCACCACAGCCACAGAUGCCCCUUCACACGACUUUUUUCAAUAGCUGGCAAGUGGUGAGAAAAGGUGGAAUUGAUACUCUUCUCCGAGGACAGAUUGCAAAUCGAGCAAAACUAAACCGUCAAAAUCAACUGGUAGUGGAUGAGUUAAGGGAGCGUCUCUUCCAGUUCUUGAAGCGUACUGGACUUGACUUACCAGCUAUCAACUUGCAAAGGGGUCGUGAGCAUGGUCUACCAGGAUACAAUGCAUAUCGAAGGUUUUGUGGACUUUCUGCACCACGCAAUGUGAAUGAGUUAGCGGCUGUGCUGAAUAACAGGGAGCUGGCCCAAAAGUUCAUAAAUCUUUAUGGAACACCUGAAAACAUUGACAUCUGGGUUGGAGGGGUUGCAGAACCUCUAGUCAGCAAUGGCAGAAUUGGGAAGCUGCUUACAUGUCUGAUUGGCAACCAGUUCCGCAGGGCUCGAGAUGGAGACCGGUUUUAUUAUGAGAACCGUGGAGUGUUCACCUCAGCUCAGAAGAACGCAAUAGAGAAAGUGACAUUUGCGCGUGUCAUCUGUGACAACACUAAGAUUAAUGAGAUUCCUCGUAAUGUUUUCAUGGCCAAUCAGUAUCCUCGGGAUUUUGUGAGUUGUUCCCGCAUCCCAGCCCUGGACCUUACACCAUGGAGAGCAACUUAAGCUGAAAAUGGUGAGCUUACCAAGCAUCACCUAAGAGAUAAAUGUUACCAUCUCAGAACCAAAGAUUACUUAACAAACCGGAACACAUCAAUUCUCCAAGAGAAUGACAGCGCUACUUUUUUCCUGUAUAUAGUACAAUACAAUCAUGUUUUAUUGUUUUCUGUAUUGCUUAAAAAUUGUGAGGGAAAUCGAUCAACAGGCGCGUAACUCUUGUGUAGUGAUAGUAAAGGUACCCGGGCCAUGUUGCCUGUGGGAACCCUAAAGAUCUCUGCCACAUAAAAAGGGACCAGAUAUGGGACCAGUUAAGAUCUUGCACUGGGACUGAGGAGCUUCAAGUUAUACCUUUGUCAAAAGUGGAGAUAAAGAAUAAUGCAGUAGUCAAUCAACUAAUCGGAUUCCAUAUUUCGUUAUUAAGUGGCCCUUUAGAGAAUAUAAGCAGUUCCGUGAUUGGCUGCCAUGUGUUACUACUCCACUUUUCUUUCCUUCACUUUUGAUAAAAAUUCCCCUGUAUUCCUACCUAAAUAUACUUCUUAGCUUUGUAUAUUUUUGUCUUCUCUUUUACUCAGUAUAUACAAAUAUUGAAUAUUUCAUAAAUGCUUGCUUUUUUCCUUAAUAAAAAAAAGAAACCUUAUGCAAUGUUACAAAUAAAAUAAAA